UUCUAACUACAUUAGCUAGCUAACGCUAACAUCCUUCCCGCCACGAUGAUUGACGGUGUAUUAUCGCGCUUAAAUCAUUACCGCAGCCAAAAAUACCAAUAAGGUAAUGAAUUGUUAGUGUUUUUUGUUUGUAAGUUUUAAUUAAAAAUAUGUUUAAGCUAACGUUAGGUCGUUUUCACCAGCGUUAUUUACGCUGUUUUUUGUAACUUAGCGUUUGCUAACAAAAACCACAAAUAACGUUACUGUUACCUAACAUUAGCUAUAUCAACGUUAACGUUGCCUGUAACUUAGCUAGCUAACUAGUUCAACCUGUGCAGCGAUUUAGAACUCUGUUGAAGUUCCGGGCUGUGUUUAAACCAUAGAAACUUGGUUUUAAGUGACUAUGAACGAUCCUAACGGACACCUGCCCAACCAAUCGUGACAUCUGGAUGUGAAAGGUUUUGGGAUGCUUACCUGGUCUGCCGGAGGAGACUGGUGCGGAGGAGACUGAUGCCACAAUGGCUACGAGCAGCAGGAGCAGGUAGAGCAGGUUGAAAACCCUCAUGGCUGUGCAGCAGUUAGUUUCUCAAGAGUCCAGAAGGCCCACCACGGGAGGGUCCAGUACCCAGAAGGAUCUCUUCUGUCAGGACAAUAAAGGAGGAGUGUGUACCUGGGUGUGUUGCUUCUGGUUGGAUGCAGACUGAAGCCAAACUGAAGAGCGAGAAGAUGACGAAGGCAAUGAUGAUAAAGACACCUGCCCAACCAAUCGUGACAUCUGGAUGGGAAAAGUUUUGGUCUGCCGGAGGAGACUGGUGCGGAGGAGACUGAUGCUACAACGGCUACGAGCAGCAGGAGCAGGUAGAGCAGGUUGAAAACCCUCAUGGCUGGGCAGCAGUUAGCUUCUGAAGAGUCCAGAAGGCCCACCACGGGAGGGUCCAGUACCCAGAAGGAUCUCUUCUGUCAGGACAAUAAGCAUGACCUCCGUGAUAGACUCUUCUGGGCUUUUGGUGAAGCAUCCGAUAGAAAAAGAGUCGUACCAUUUGUGCAUGCACGCUCCUCAUUGAGCAUCCCAGUGAGUGUGAAGAGGGCAAACGCCAGGAGAGAGAACAUGAUCGUCAACACCUCCAGCUCAGUGAAUGGAGAUGCCAUCUACACCCGCUGCCGCAGCUGUGAACAUUUCAUCUGUAAAAUCUGUUUUCCAUCAAAGCACGAGGGAUCAGGAGGAGGAGGAGGAAGUGGUGCGCACUGUUGAGUAGUUUCCCAGUCGUCAUGACGACUUCACACCCAACCAUUUCCAGAGCUGUCUUCCUGUUGCCACGGUGACCUGAUCCCAUCUCCGUUUCUCUUGGUGAUCUGGAUUGGGCUGAUUAAGGAAAGCGAUCCCGGAGAGCUGUCCCUUUUCCCUAAAAGCGGCUCGUGGAUGGGACAGCAGAUCACGCGCAGGGACGCGGAUCGGAGGACAGGAAGGCGCGGCGUGCUGGGAAAACUGUGGGAGUAAUACCAGAGUGUUACCUAGAAACAGCAGCAUGCCAAUACAACAGAUAAGUGUGGUUCCGGCCAGGGAGACAGCCAGCAACGGCAAGAGCGCUGCUCGCUCCAAAGACAAGACCGAGGGGAGGAAGGCCCCCGGGCGCUCAGGGAGUCGAUCCAGCAACAUCUCCAAGGCCAGCAACUCUACAACAGGUCUAACUACAGCCUCUAGAACAUCAAUCACGCCGUCUUCUCAGGACAUAUGCAGUUCUAGCCAGCUGACCCGUUUAGAGGAGGAUGUUUCUGAAUCGCACAAACACAACAAGCACACACACGCCUCUGUGAUGGCCGUCACCAGCACAACUGUGGGCUCGUCAGCUCAGGUGCAGAAGAAGCAGGUGAAGCGCCGUCACCGCCGCAAGAGGAACAGCUGCACCACCUACGACGGCUUGGAAACCAACGGCAAACAGGAGCAGACCGAACUUAACUGGGACCGCAGCGAGCAUGGGGAGAAGAGGGAGCGGCCUGUCAAGAACCAGAGAGAGCUCCCACCUCGCCUCCGCUGCUCAGGGGCCCCCCAGUCAGACUCCACCUCUGAGGAUGAGGCGUGGCGCGAGGCCCGCAGCUGGAGCAAAGAGAAAGCCCGAAGAGUGCGCCGCCGCAGCGGAAGCAGCCGAGAGAGGGACGGGGCGAACUGGGAUAAAGGAGGGGAAGACAAAGCUGUGGAGCUGCAGUCGGUGGGCUCAGAUGAAGGGAGGGAGAACCGGUCUCUGGUGGAGGACAACGAAGGCCUUAAAAAGCGCCACAGCAGCAGAGCCUCGAUGAAGAGAGAUGGCCACGUUUCACAAAGAGAAAGCUCACACUGCACGGGUAAAGAGAAGUGCUACAAGUCAGGAGACAGCUCCUCAUUGGCAGAGGACUGCGAGAAGCUCAUCACCAAGAGAUACCAGGAAAGGGGGUCAGGGGGUGGAGACAUGUCAGUGCCCAUAUCACAGAAACGCUGCGGUAUAAAUGGAGGCACACAACAGGAGUACUCUGAGGACUCAGCGAUGGAGCUCUGCAGGAUCUGCCACUGUGAGGGGGAUGACGAGUGCCCAUUGAUAAUGCCUUGUCGCUGCACGGGGAGCCUGAGUUUCGUCCACCGGACCUGUCUCAACCAGUGGAUCAAAUCCUCAGACACUCACUGCUGUGAACUCUGCAAGUUUGACUUCAUUAUGGAGACAAAGCUCAAACCUUUACGCAUGUGGGAGAGGCUACACAUGUCGAAGAGCGAGAGGAGGAAGAUCUUCUGUUCAGUGUUGUUUCACCUAAUAGCAAUAGUGUGUAUGUUGUGGUCCGUCCAUGUUCUGGUCAAAAGAACCAUGGAAGAGAUCAGACUUGGGAAGAACGACGAGUUAUGGAGAGUUUCUCUUCUGAAGUACUAUAAGUACCAUGCGCCAAAUGGUGUGCUGGAGUGGCCCUUCUGGACCAAGCUGAUUGUGGUGGCCAUAGGCCUCACAGGCGGCCUCAUCUUCAUGUACAUCCAGUGUAAAAUCUACCUGCAGCUAUGGCGCCGCCUCAAGGCCUUCAACCGCAUAAUCACUGUGCAGAACUGCCCCGAGAAAGACCUGCACAACCACCAGGACCGACCCAGUGCCCUGCCUAACGGCAGGCACGAAACUGUGGAGGUUCCGGUCAGUCCGGGCCCCAUCCCGGCUCCAGAGGCACAGAUUGACUCGGACAUGUCUGUGGAGGCUGCGGUGGCGCCGGCACAAAACCCCGUCUGACCAAUUUUCCUCACGCUCAGAAAGAGUCCUGAACACAUCCUGCCCAUCCAACAACACAAGCCGGUGUGAGCAGCGUGUGAUUUAGACUUGUACAGUGUUUUAGUGUUGUACAUCUCAGCUCUUGUGCUGAUCUUGAGACACAACAGACAUAUUUAAAGUCCUUCAGUGAUCUAGCAAAAAAACUGAAAGGCUAAAGGGCUGUCGUGACGUGAAUGUGCAAAGUAAAAAACAAAAAUUGUGGCAGGCCAGAAAACGGAGAGAAGAGGAGGUGAGGAGAUGUAAAGGAAAAUAAAGCCAUCAGCAAGAGACAUUUGUAAAGACUACAAGUUGUGUGCUAUAUUUAGUUUUAGUUUGGUAUGCACAUUCUUAAACUGCACAGACAUGAGUUAAAGGUGUGGAUGCUAUUAACGGUCUCAGUAUGCUUCAAACCAACCUCAGAGACACUUCUUACAACUACGUCUUAAGGCCACACGUGGUUGCUAAGUGGAAACUCAGCGGUCUGCUAAGUGGAAAAUCUGCUGCGAGAUGCGAGGAAUUGUACAAACAGGGAUAAUGGUGCACACUCUCUGAAGUUAUGCAGAUAUCAGCACAGAGACAGCAUACCAUUCUACUUUGGGUUUCUGAUAGGUAAAGUUUUUGGAUGCAGCCCGGGGUUCCAGAUACUUCAGCUAUAUUUAUACCGCCAGCAUCUGCAAUGGUUCGGUCCGUGACGUACAGUAAAUGUCUUCAUCUGCCCAUGUCUGUGACUUGUCCGUGUCCUGGCCUAGUUGGUGGUGUACGCACCUCUAGCUGAUUUGCCAAGGAGAAGAAAAGAAAAAGUGGGAUGAGGACAGUAAAGGCUGAACUUUGUAAAUUUCAAAAGACAGAGCACAGUGUUAAAGGAGGAAAAUCCCGGUCUUUAAGAAUACAAAGACCACCAAACCACGACCAACUGGAGUAGAGGGUGGAUUGGGAAAUACACGUGACGCACACAAAUAAGGUAUGAAUAGAACCGCGUGUGUGCGAGUGACUGAUUAAGUCCGCAGACGCCGAAUGCGAUCAGUAUGUCCAAGACUUUAGACGAUACUAUAAGCACUUACAAAAGCCCUGUAAGGCUGGGGGAAGGUUAAAAAAGCAGACAUCUAACAACUAAAGUGUCAUAGUUUUCCCAAACAGCUACCCUCAUCUUAAACAUGGUGUCACAGAGACGUGGUAAUCAUCAAAAUGGAAAUGAUGGCACACACUUUGGGACAGUAUCUCCUCAUAGGAAUUCAUGCCGUUGCAUUUGGUUGUGUAAAGAAUGGAAAAGAAGAGCUUGAGAAAAGAAGUUUAUACUGUAGCCUGCCUACUUUCACACCCCCGCACACUUGGCCAACCGUUCUGUGAAGUGUGACAUGCUAAAGCAGCUUUGAGAUGCUGUUAGACAGUCCAACAAGCGCUUUGUUUGAAGCAUACGGAGGCCUUCUGAACAAUCAGGUCUUCAGACACCAAAGAGUAAUGAUAUGACAAGUGGAGGAACAAUUAUUUAAACUGUAUAUUUAGCUCAGUCUGAAAUCUGAAAAUGUAAUGUUUUGAAAAAGCUUAAUUUAUUUAUCGUAGGUGAGUUUUGAACAUUUCUUAAAAAAAGACAAUGUCAAGUAGCCCCGUUGUUUAUGAUGUUUUGUUUGACAGUUUGCAGCUUUAUGGAGGUCCCCCUCCGCGAGGUCCUGAUAUUUAUACAUUUAUGUAAUUAGAGCUUUCAUGGAUGGCAUACAUUAAUGAUUUUACAUUAAACUUGACACACUGUGUGAGUGACUGACCGGUUAAUAAAAAAAAGAUGAUGUUUA
Molecule: messenger RNA, 5020 nt
Organism: Perca flavescens (yellow perch)
Lineage: Eukaryota; Metazoa; Chordata; Actinopteri; Perciformes; Percidae
Gene: marchf1
Product: membrane-associated ring finger (C3HC4) 1
Exons: 15
Coding region: 1506-3215 (569 amino acids)
Molecular function (GO): zinc ion binding
Source: RefSeq, a predicted model, not a curated record